UUCCUACGUUGUUACCAAACAAAAAAAAAAACUUGUCUUUCAUCUUUGUUUCUUGCUGCUUGUGUUGAAAACAGACAUCGAAUUUGGUCUGUGACUGAGUCGGUUUUGCAUUUCAAUCACACUGUCUGUGAUUUAACUCACUCAACUGCAUCAUCAUUUCUCUGAUCAAAUCCUUCUUUUCUGCUUCCUGGAUCAUUUCGAACGCUUCCCAUGCCUUCUGUAAAACCCCGAGAUGUUUGUAUUGUUGGUGUUGCACGGACACCAAUGGGUGGUUUACUUGGAACUCUAUCAUCUCUUUCAGCUACAGAGCUAGGCUCAAUUGUUAUUAAGUCUGCUCUCAAGAGGGCAAAUGUGGAUCCAUCACUUGUGCAAGAGGUGUUUUUUGGGAAUGUUCUAAGUGCAAAUUUAGGGCAGGCUCCUGCCAGGCAGGCUGCAUUAGGUGCAGGAAUACCUACAUCUGUAAUCUGCACUACUAUUAACAAGGUGUGUGCUUCAGGAAUGAAAGCUACCAUGCUUGCAGCACAGACCAUAGAAUGGGGUCCCAAUGAUGUUGUUGUGGUUGGUGGCAUGGAAAGCAUGUCAAAUGCACCCAAGUACAUUGCAGAAGCAAGGAAGGGAUCUCGGUUAGGACAUGAUACUAUCAUUGAUGGUAUGCUCAAAGAUGGUCUUUGGGAUGUCUAUAAUGACUUUGGCAUGGGAGUUUGUGCAGAAAUAUGUGCAGAAAAACAUGAUAUUACAAGAGAUGAGCAGGACUCUCAUGCCAUUCAAAGCUUUGAGAGAGGAAUAUCUGCACAAAAGGCUGGUCAUUUUGCUUGGGAGAUAGUUCCGGUUGAAGUUUCCAAUGGAAGAGGAAAGCCUUCCACACUUGUUGAUAAAGAUGAAGGUUUGGGGAAGUUCGAUCCUGCAAGGUUAAGGAAGCUUAGACCAAGCUUUAAAAAGGUUGGGGGUUCUGUAACUGCUGGCAAUGCUUCUAUCAUAAGUGAUGGUGCUGCUGCAUUAGUGCUAGUGAGCGAAGAGAAGGCACGUGAGCUUGGGUUGCAUGUAAUUGCAAAGAUAAAGGGUUAUGCGGAUGCAGCUCAGGCACCUGAAUUAUUUACAACUGCUCCAGCCCUUGCAAUACCAAAAGCUAUAUCAAAUGCUGGUCUUCAGGCUUCUCAAAUUGAUUAUUAUGAGAUAAAUGAAGCUUUUUCUGUUGUGGCUCUUGCAAAUCAGAAGCUUCUUGGUCUUAAUCCUGAAAAAGUUAAUGUACAUGGUGGGGCUGUAUCAUUGGGGCAUCCCUUGGGUUGCAGUGGAGCUCGCAUCUUAGUUACAUUAUUGGGGGUAUUGAGACAGAAGAGUGGGAGGUAUGGUGUUGGUGCUAUCUGCAAUGGAGGAGGAGGUGCAUCUGCUCUUGUCGUUGAGCUCAUGUCAGGUGCCACUUUGAGACGAUCUUCAUUAUGACAUUGAUCCCGUCACAUUUCAUUGCUUUAAAACACCUCUACAACAUGUUGUGAAAGACAAAACAUAUAAUAAGUUAGGUACAGGAAGAAAUAGUAUUAGUUCAGUUUCACAACUGUUUGCAGUCAUGUUUGUUUAUUUAUAUCUUUUGUAAUACCCGGGGUUUGAUUCCUCAUGUAAUGGAUGUAUGGAUUUUGUUGGUAUGACUUAUAAUUUAAUGAUUUUGUCUAUA
Messenger RNA from Lotus japonicus, 1669 nucleotides. Its product is annotated as acetyl-CoA acetyltransferase 2-like. NCBI's taxonomy places the organism in Eukaryota, Viridiplantae, Streptophyta, Magnoliopsida, Fabales, Fabaceae. Gene Ontology annotation, biological process: fatty acid beta-oxidation. Gene Ontology annotation, molecular function: acetyl-CoA C-acetyltransferase activity. The transcript has 14 exons. The record is from RefSeq and is a predicted model, not a curated record. Bases 211 to 1440 code for a protein of 409 amino acids.